AACAGAAACUGCACGAAACAACUUUCCUACGGAAAAAUAGAGUGAAAAAUGGAGUUACCAGUGAAAAAUGGAGAAGCGGAACUGCUUCGGAGAUGCUGAAACUUUUACUCAACCCAAACCGACCAAGCUGCUGCGGCCGAGCCAUUAAGCAUUUCUACUGACUACGUCAAUAAAUGAAGCGCGUAUCGUAUUUCCUACAUUGGUGACCGGCCGACGAGUACACGGGAUUCAGCACGCGAUAACGUUUGACAUUUGCAAUUGAACGCGGAACUUUGAAGGAGGAAAAUCGAAACCAGUGAAGGAAUCCUUGCCACGAAAUCAGUGUACCAACGGAGCGCAAACCGCUUGUGAUACCGGCAAACUCAUCUAUUUCGUUGGUCAUCCGUAGUGCUCAAAGUCCGUGGGAACACGAGACCGAGAUGAAUAGUUCAAUACUUCGCGAUGCUUUUCAAGUGCUGACCAGUGAAGCGAAAGAUUUGUUUCUUCCUGCCAGCAUACCGGAAACUUUCGGUAUUCCAACAUCGUUGGAGUUUGUACGGGACUAUGUUGCCAAGAACAUACCGCUUGUAAUGCGUGAAUCCAUCACCGAUUGGCCAGCGCUAGAGAAAUGGAAUUCGAAGUUCUUCCGAGAAACUAUCCCCGACAAAGAAGUAACAGUAGCAGUAACUCCCAACGGUUAUGCAGAUGGAUUGGCCUUGCACGACUCGGAAGAACACUUUGUGCUCCCAAUGGAGCAAACGAUGCGCAUGGCCGAUUUUCUGUCAGCGCUAGAUCGAAAGGACUCCGACAGUAUACUUUACAUACAACGACAAAAUUCCAACCUAACGGAGGACUUUGGCGACCUGUGGAAUGAUGUUUGUGAGACUAGUCUGGAAUUUGCUUCGGAUGCGUUUAACAAAAGCCCUGAUGCGGUCAAUUUCUGGAUGGGAGAUGAAAGGGCCAUCACAUCCAUGCAUAAAGAUCCGUAUGAAAACAUCUAUUGCGUGAUAUCGGGGUACAAGGACUUUAUCUUGAUUCCACCGAUUGAUUUGCACAACGUACCUAGAAAGCGGUACCCGAUGGGUAUUUAUAUGCAAGAAGGUGACAAUAAUCUCGUGGUGGAGCAAAUACUUGAUGAAAUCGGCAAACCGCGUCUUAUUGAAUGGGUUAGCGUAGACCCUCUGGCACCGGACCUGGAACGCUUUCCGUCGUUCGCGAACGCAACAACGUACGAAAUCCGACUCAACGCGGGUGAUAUUUUGUACUUGCCAAGCCUGUGGUAUCAUCACGUGCGCCAAAGUCACAAAUGCAUUGCCAUCAACUUUUGGUACGACAUGGAAUAUGAUGCCCGUUACUGUUUUUAUAAAAUGGUGGAGAAGCUGUGUAACUAUGGCCAAUAACGGGGGAAAUCUUGUUAUUCUGUCUGCCUGUUAAGCAAAUGACUAGAUGACGUUUUAGGGACCUAAUAAAAGAUACUUCUGUUCGUUGAAUAGCCUUCAUGUGCGAAUGCGCAAACACGGUUAAUUUUUGUCCAAAACAUUGUGUAUUUAGCGGAGGUAAAAAAAUAAAAUAUAUGCACAACACUACA
Messenger RNA from Anopheles bellator, 1567 nucleotides. It is a transcript of the gene JMJD7, whose product is annotated as bifunctional peptidase and (3S)-lysyl hydroxylase Jmjd7. The coding region runs from base 420 to 1379 and encodes 319 amino acids. NCBI's taxonomy places the organism in Eukaryota, Metazoa, Arthropoda, Insecta, Diptera, Culicidae. Gene Ontology annotation, molecular function: 2-oxoglutarate-dependent dioxygenase activity. The record is from RefSeq and is a predicted model, not a curated record. The transcript is spliced from 8 exons.